Messenger RNA from Insectozyma verbasci, 2337 nucleotides. Lineage: Eukaryota; Fungi; Ascomycota; Pichiomycetes; Serinales; Debaryomycetaceae. The record is from the annotation of a GenBank genome assembly.
AUGUUUAAUGAUAUUGUUUUUACAAAAGAUAUUUCAUGUUUUGCUGUUACUGGUAAAGAUGCAUGGAUGAGACCCAACCCACAACCAAUUCAAAUUUCUGUUUAUUUAAAAACAAAUUUUCAUAAAGCUUCAUUACUGGAUAAUUUAAAAUAUUCAAUAAAUUAUGCUAUUUUAACUAGAAAUAUAACAGAUUUUAUGAAAUUAAAUGAACAUAAAAAUUUUAAAAAUUUAACAAAUAUAGCUGAAUCAAUUAGUCAAAUUUGUUUAGAUAAAUUUAAUGGUGGUGGUGGAGGUGAUAUUGUGAAGGUAUUAAUUAAAUCUCCAAAAAGUGAAAUUAGAGCUGAAAAUGUCGAAUGUAUAAUUAAUAGAAAUAAUUUAGGUAAUAUUAAUCCUUUGAAUGUUUUUAAAGUAAAUAAAUUAAGGUUAUUGACAAUUAUUGGUGUUUUCACUUUUGAAAGAUUAAAAAAACAAAUAGUGGACAUAGAUUUGACUUUUACAAUCAAAGAUGAAACUAAUCUCAUGAUACAUUCAACUAUAGAAGAUAUCAUUACAUUUGUUGAAAAUUCAAAUUUUAAAACUGUGGAGGCUUUAGUAUUCAAAAUUGGUCAAUUGAUUUAUCAAGAUAAUAGAAAUCGAGGUAUUCAAGAUGUUAAUGUUGAAGUUACUAAAAUUAAUGCAUUUAAUCAUGUUGAAGGUGUGGGUGUUUCAUCAUUAAUGACCAUUGAUUCUUUUAAAGACUCCAAACCAAUCACUUUCAGAAAAGAAACCAAGUUAUUCAAUAUGCCAGUUGAAGAUAUUGUAAACGAUUAUAGAGGAUAUCAUACAGCAUACAUUGCAUUUGGUUCAAAUGAUGGGAAUCAAAUUGAGAACAUAACUACAGCAUUAAAAUUACUAGAGCAAAACAACAUAUCAAUUGAGUCAACAUCAUCAUUAUACAUAUCUAAACCAAUGUAUUAUUUGAACCAACCAGAUUUUUUUAAUGGUGUAAUAAAAGUCAAUUUCAAAGACCUUUCACCUCAUGAAUUGUUGAAAAUUUGUAAAUAUAUUGAGUAUGAUCAAUUAAAUAGAAUCAAGAAAUUUGAUAAUGGCCCAAGGUCAAUUGAUUUAGAUAUAAUUUUGUACGAUAAUUUACAAAUCAAUCAUGAUGAUUUAAUCAUACCUCAUAAAUUAAUGUUGGAAAGAGAAUUCGUUUUACAACCAUUAUGUGAAUUACUUCCACCAGAUCAAUUACAUCCAAUUAGUUCUGAAUCAUUUCAUGAUCAUUUAAAACAACUAUUAAAUAAUAAAUUAAUUGAUGAUCAAAAUAGUAAUUUACUACAAUAUGUUCCAAUUCCAAAAUUAUCACUAAGUAAAAAUAUAUUGAAAUUUGAUCAAACAAAUUUUAAAUCACCUACUUUAAUAAUGGGAAUUUUAAAUAUGACACCUGAUUCAUUUAGUGAUGGAGGAAAAUUUUUCAAUAAUAAAUUAGAUGAUAUAGUUAAACAAACAGAAGUUAUGGUUGAUCAAGGAUGUCAAAUUCUUGAUAUAGGAGGUGUUUCAACCCGUCCUGGUAGUGUUGAACCAAGUGAAGAAGAUGAAUUAAAUCGAAUAGUACCAUUAGUAGAGAGAUUACGAUCAACAUCUAAAUUUAAUGAGACUUUAAUAUCAAUUGACACUUAUAGAUCUAAAGUAGCUGAAGAAAGUUUAAAAGCUGGUGCAGAUAUUAUAAAUGAUAUUUCUAUGGGACUUUAUGACAAUAAAAUAUUUGAUAUUGUUGCUAAAUAUAACUGUCCAUAUAUAAUGAAUCAUACAAGAGGUUCAGCUAAAACAAUGUCAAAUCUUACUCAAUAUGAUUCAAAUACAAAUGAUGAUAUUAUUGAAUUCAAUAUUGAUCCUAAAAAAGGACAACAAGAGAAUUUAUUACCACAAGAUGAAAAAAAUUUAUUAAAUGGUGUGAGUAGAGAGCUAUCAUUGCAAAUAUUCAAAGCUAUGAAAGCUGGGGUUAGAAAAUGGCAAAUUAUACUAGAUCCAGGAAUAGGUUUUGCUAAAAAUUCAACUCAAAACUUUCAAAUUAUUAAAAAUGCAAGCUUUUUCAAGAAAUACUCAAUUCAGUAUAAUGUUGAUGAUAAACAUAAAUAUCUUAGUUUUAAUGGAAUGUGUUUACUAAUUGGAACUUCAAGAAAGAAAUUUUUAGGUGCAUUAACUCAUAAAGAUAUUCCAAGUGAUAGAUUAAUGGAAACUGCAGCUACUGUUACUUCAUGUAUUCAACAAAAUACAGAUAUUGUUAGAAUUCAUGAUAUUAAAGAAAUUAAAGAUACAGUAACAAUUAGUGAUGCUAUUUAUAAAUCCGUAUAUUAG